This is a messenger RNA of Stegastes partitus (bicolor damselfish), 1683 nucleotides long. RefSeq names its product transmembrane protein C15orf27-like. The transcript has 10 exons. The record is from RefSeq and is a predicted model, not a curated record. NCBI's taxonomy places the organism in Eukaryota, Metazoa, Chordata, Actinopteri, Pomacentridae. Gene Ontology annotation, cellular component: plasma membrane; dendrite. Gene Ontology annotation, molecular function: voltage-gated channel activity. Bases 1 to 1683 code for a protein of 560 amino acids.
AUGACAGUCUCAACCCCAAUCGCUGCCAAAGUCCCUUUGAGCAAGGCAGCGGAAGUGGAGCAGGCAGGUCUGUCAGACUUGGAGAUCAUCUCCCAGCCGGUGGAGGAUGAGAACCAAUGCUUGGCUCCUCCAGUCCAGCUGGUGAGUUUUGGCUACAGAGAUCUGCCCCUCGCAGCUCUGGACCUCUCGCUGGCUGGCUCGCAGCUGCUCUCCAACGCAGAUGAAGAUGAAAACAGGGAAGGGUCCAACUGGCUGAAGCCGUGCUGCGGGCGUCGGGUGGCCCUGUGGCAGGUCUGUCUGCUCAGCGCCGGCUUUAACUGCAUCCUGGUGGCCUGCGUUAUCCUGGUGGUGCUCUUCCUGUCUUUGGAGCUGCUCAUAGACACCAAACUCCUACAAUUUUCCAAUGCGUUCCAAUUUGCCAGCAUUAUCCACUGGAUCAGCCUUAUCAUCCUGUCACUCUUCUUUUCAGAGACUGUCUUCAGGAUUGUAGUGCUCGGGAUCUGGGACUACAUCGAAAACAAAGUUGAGGUGUUUGAUGGUGCUGUCAUUGUGCUGUCCCUGGCCCCCAUGGUGGCCUCCACGGUGGCCAACGGGCCCAGCAGCCCCUGGGACGCCAUAAGCCUCAUCAUCACCCUGCGAAUCUGGAGGGUCAAGAGGAUCAUUGACGCUUAUGUGCUACAAGUCAAAGUUGAGAUGGAAUUGGAGAUCCAGCAGUGUGAGAAGACGAAGGCUGUGAGAGAGGAGCAGCUGGAGCGUCUCACUCAGAUCUGUCAGGAGCAGGCUUUUGAGAUCAGGCAGCUGAGGGCACAUCUGGCCCAGCAGGACCUGGACCUCGCAGCAGAGCGGGAAGCAGCCAUGCAGAUCCACCAUGUAUGGGGCAAACAGGGCAGGAGCUUUCAGGUUGUAGAAGGUUUGACUCCUGGGGAGUCUGACGAUGAAGGCGGUCAGAGAAACCCCCGGGAGCCGCGUGCUACUGCAGAUCCAGUUGUACGUGAUGACAUGAACAACUACAUCAGUCAAUAUUACAGCGAAGCGAGCAGUGAUGCUGGGGCUUCAGGUUUGGGAGCGCGGGUCAUCACCACGGCAGCCAUUGAUGUUCAUCUUCCCAUCAGUACCAACCCCAUCCAGUCGAAUCCGAUGCUUGCCAUGGAGCGGGUGGGCAGCGCUGUAAGUGACGCCUCCACCAGCAUAUCACGGUCCAGCGGCAGCCUGACGGCCCGCCCCCACAGCCUGAGUAGCCACACGCCGGGUUCGUCUAUGACAGACUGCAGCAGCAGCACAGCUCAGGACCUCAGUCUGAGCUACAGUGCCCAUCGCUGCUGCCCUCCUUCCUUCUCAGGCCAGGACCCCUGCAGGGACCCCAGCAUGGUGGUGCAGGAGCUACUCUCCUCCCUCUCUGAGGACUCCUGCCUCGCUCAGAAGGGCCUGGCAGUAGACCCUGUCAACCUUAAGCUUCCCAGUCCCACGGGCUCAGAAAACGCAAGCCCUGAACUGGACAACAGAAUAAACAUCUUCAAUCGCAGGAACCAGGAGGAGAGGCGAGGCCGGGGAAGAGGCUGUGUGCUGUUGCAGACCAAGCCUCUGAUCCACCUGCAGGGCAGCAGCACCGAGCCCUCUCUGGAGGAGAAGUACCGGCUACUAGGACCGGCUGACUCACCUCUGGGCCACAUGCCUGAUACAUAA